CUCAGGGGUCAGAGGUCACGGAUUCUUGUUUGGUAUAAUUAUUUCUCAUUAUUAUUAUUUCUGUUUCGUCUUCUCGUCUCGCUCGAGCUGCAGAGUCACGUUUUGGGGAUUCAGGGGCGUCGAGCGGCGAGGACGGCAGAUUUUAGAUUCCGCCUCACGCUUGUUUGUCUCGUGGUCCUGAGGCGGUCUGACUCCAGCUGUCGGUGGUUUCAGGUGGUUCAGGGUUUUCUUUACCUCGUGGACCUGAACAUGACCAGAACCGUCUGCCGCAAACGAGACCGCAGGGACCCGUCCAGCUGUGACUUUCAGCCCGAAGGAGACGAGCUGCGACAGACGUUUCAGUGUCACACUGAAGUCUGGCUGCUUCCCUGGGAACACAAGAGCCGGACCCUCAAGUUCACCUGCAGACCCCGAGACCACCGACGGGCCCCGAAACCCAAACCCUGGCAGCAUCAUCAUCAUCAUCAUCAUCAUCAUCAUCAUCAUCAUCAUCAUCACCUGCCGCGCCGCCUCGUCCCAGCGGAGGAAUAAAGUGUCAGUCUGUGUGUUUGCUCUUCUUCUGUGGUUGCUCGUGGUCAGCGUGACGGCAGCUGCAGUGAAAGCAGUCACUCAGGGACUGUAGUUUAUUUGUGAGGCGAGGGGCUGCAAAAAGCAAAAAUUCAUUCAUUCAUUAAAAUUCACCUCAAUCUUUUCUUUGAAAAUCACCAAAAAUAAUU
Plectropomus leopardus (leopard coralgrouper) is the source of this 716-nucleotide messenger RNA. The record is from RefSeq and is a predicted model, not a curated record. NCBI's taxonomy places the organism in Eukaryota, Metazoa, Chordata, Actinopteri, Perciformes, Serranidae.